Messenger RNA from Branchiostoma floridae (Florida lancelet), 2129 nucleotides. RefSeq names its product MFS-type transporter SLC18B1-like. The transcript has 16 exons. Lineage: Eukaryota; Metazoa; Chordata; Leptocardii; Amphioxiformes; Branchiostomatidae. Bases 211 to 1707 code for a protein of 498 amino acids. Gene Ontology annotation, molecular function: transmembrane transporter activity. The record is from RefSeq and is a predicted model, not a curated record. Gene Ontology annotation, biological process: transmembrane transport.
UUGCCCUACCACACAGAACACGGUAUACCACACCGCGAUAUCUCUCCCACGUCCGUAUCUUGUACACCGUCCACAUUGACAUGAUUCACUCGCCAAUCAGCUAUGAAACAUGAAUGAAGGUCAGGAUGUUGUUCUUGUGACCAUACAGAAGGUCAACUCAUCUUAGCAACUACAACUACGACAACGAUACGACUGACAAGCGCCGUCGUUAUGGAUAGAACAUCUACAAACACUGAGGAAGAAAGAGAAAGACUGAUAACAUAUGAGGGACCAAGCUAUGAAAGUGUGGUCAGGUUCAAUGCCAAUCUGGAUUCUGUACACGUUCAGGUACCGGAAGUACAGGAGAGGCCUCUAGCGGACGCUCCAACAUCGCGGAAACCAGGCAGCCACCGUCGAAAACUGACACUAGUGGCUCUGGCGACCAUGAACUUAGCUGCGUGCAUGUGUUACGCCAUCCCCGCUCCCUUCUUUCCCGGAGAGGCCCAGAGCAGAGGUGUAAGUGACACGGCUGUAGGCCUAGUGUUUGGUACCUACGCCUUCUUCUGUAUGGUAACAGGUCCGCUCUACGGGAAAUACAUCAACCUUAUCGGGGUAAAGUUCAUGUUAAUAGCGGGGAUGUUCGUGGCGGGAACCUGCUCAGUUUUGUUCGGUAUGCUGGACUACAUGGAGGGGACGGUAUUCCUGGCCUUCUGUUUCGUCAUUAGAGCGAUGGAAGCCGUGGGCGUGUCCGCCUGCUACACGGCCAGUUUUGCCAUCAUGGCCAAGGAGUUCCCGGACAACGUGGCGACGGUUUUGGGCACUCUGGAGAUAUUUACGGGUGCGGGGAUGAUGAUUGGUCCGCCUGUUGGAGGAGCUCUAUAUUCCCUUGGUGGAUACAAAGUGCCGUUCCUGGUAGUCGGCGGCUUCAUGUUGGUCUGUGCAGUGUUCAUGCCGCUGAUACUGCCGAGACAGUCAGAUAGCGAUCUCGCUACAGAGGAAACGGCGUCACUGCUGGCGCUGCUGAAAGUUCCUUCCACAUACAUAGCAAGUUUAGCGAUCAUGACGUGUGCGGCUGUCUAUGCAUUUCUGGAGCCAACACUUCAGCCCUAUUUGGACUUAAAGUUUGAUAUGACCGAGGCGCAGGUGGGUCUGAUCUUCCUUCUGAGUGUGGGUCUGUACACGCUGUCGGCACCGCUCUGGGGAUGGCUCACGGACAGAGGGAUGUUUCCGCGGCUCACCAUGGUUCUCGGGCUGCUAUUCACUUCAGCAUCCUACUUGCUGAUCGGUCCCUCUCCUCUUUUAGAAGGCGUCUUUGUGACGGGAAACGAGCUGUGGAUGGUGCUGGUGGGGCUGGGGUUGUUGGGAAUCAGCCUGGGCGCCGCGCUGGUCCCAACCUUCUCCGAACUGCUCAACUCUGCAAGAGACGCCGGUUUAGAGGAGGACAGUCUGGCGACGUAUGGCCUAGUGUCGGGGGUGUACAACUGCAUGUAUUCUUUAGGUGAGUUCAUUGGGCCGACAAUAGGCGGUUUCCUUGACGACCAGUAUCAGUUCCCAAUCGCGUCAACUGCUACAGCCGGGUUUGGAGGAGUUGUUGUCAUAGGGAUGUCAUUUUUCUACCUCUAUGAAAACCGGUCGCGAGAAAAGUCACCAAGUCCCUGCAAUGGCACCGGAAGCAACUGUCAGCUUCAACAUUUUUUAACGGGUGAACAAGACCCUGCUUUUGUAUGACGUAAUAUUUCCUCCAGCAGCUAUUCAAACAAUAUUAAGACAUUCUAUGACUCAUUCGUAGAUGGUUAGAAGAAGAACUUUAUUGUGCAACUGUACAUUCAUGACGGGUUAACUACCUGACGUGUACUUCUAAUAUAUAACAAUUCUAAUUUAAAAAAAGCUAUUCUAAUCUACGAAUAACAGUAGAAAGUUAUUAUAGUACGUGUCACUGCUUUCCUCAAGAUGCCUAUAGCAUUGUCAUUAUUUUUUCUCACGUGACAGUUGAGGCGCACUAAAUAGAAUUAGUUUCUCUGUGUGUAGCCGUUAUGUGUAGUCACUUUGUAAGCACAUGUAUAUAAAACUAGAGAAAUCUGCUGUUCUUCCUUGUUUUGUUUAUUCUGCUUGAUACUAGGAACAUUAUACAUAUGAUUGUGAGUGUAUGU